AUGCCACGGGAGAUCAUGCUAUGUUCGGCUACGAAAAAAACAAACAACACCGAGAUCAAGGACUGGCCGGUCUAUGGGUGGAACUACGACCUCCUGAUUGGGGGCCUGUAUCCUGAUCAACUGCCAGAAUGGGACUAUGACCUGCACGGCUUGACUCUCGAGCUCGCGUUCCCCGUUACCAUGGCCAAUAAGAUGUUGAAGCGCGUCCGCACGCUAUUUGACGCCGAGCUUUCCAAAGGGAUCAUCAUGACAUCGACAUAUCGCAGCGGAAUCAACAUCAAGUUCACGUCUCCCCUCCGUCGUCCUUACUACGACCUCCUCGGCCAGGUUACCUAUAAUACGUCCGAUGGCGCGGACUGGGGCAAGGGAGCCAUUAUGUUUAAACUUCCCCUCAUACCGGUCAUCGAUUGGCAACCAUAA
This is a messenger RNA of Lasiosphaeria miniovina, 420 nucleotides long. RefSeq lists its product as uncharacterized. Lineage: Eukaryota; Fungi; Ascomycota; Sordariomycetes; Sordariales; Lasiosphaeriaceae. Bases 1 to 420 code for a protein of 139 amino acids. The record is from RefSeq and is a predicted model, not a curated record. The transcript has 2 exons.